Messenger RNA from Neolamprologus brichardi, 1717 nucleotides. The record is from RefSeq and is a predicted model, not a curated record. Lineage: Eukaryota; Metazoa; Chordata; Actinopteri; Cichliformes; Cichlidae.
UUGACAGUGGCGACAGCGCAGAACUGCAAGUGGAAAGUCAAAUACAUCUUUGCGCUUCUGGCUUUUUGCACAAAAUGAGAGGAAAUGCGAGUUUUUGCCUAUGUGAUCACAGCAGACACGAGUUUAGACCCUGAUCGUGUGCGUGACUGACACGACUCUGAAACUGAAGCUGCACUUGUGAGAAUUAUCAGUUAAUUGGGCCAUUCAGGAACUGUAAAAAAGGAGGAAGACGAAGAAGUGAUGGAGGACCCGCUACGAAAUUAACCCAGAACUUUAAAAAAUGACGUUGAUUUUAAAUAAGGGCGCUAAGAGCACGUUUUAAAUGACCUACAACAUUUAACUGAGUUUUUUUUUAAAUUUUAUUUUGCUUUACCAUGCGUAACAGAUGGAUACGCCGGAGGUUGCUUGUCUUAAUUUUCACCUUCUUCAUCAUUCUCUACGUGGAUUUUCAGCUUCGAACCAGCAGCCUUCCCAAAGUUAUAGUGGUUCACCAUCCAUCACCCGGUGCGAUCCACCACCGGACCAUCCAGCAGGCUACCUUCCUGGUCAAGGACGCGCAGAACCCGGCGAAAAGUACCAGAAGCAGCGGCGAAACAGCAUUGGCCGAUGGAGGUCGCUCGGUGCCCGAGGACGCACAUGUCAGCCAGCCCGAACUGAAGGUGGAGGACGUCUACAUAGCUGUGAAAACCACCGGGAGGUUCCACAAGACGCGCCUCGCGCUUCUUUUGGAGACCUGGAUCUCCAGAACCAAAGCGCACACGUUCAUUUUCACAGACACAGAGGAUGUGGACCUAACUUCAGAAGGUUAUAACAUGGUGGUAACAGACUGCCAGUCUGAUCACAGUCAGCAGGCUCUGUCCUGCAAGAUGUCUGCAGAGUACGACGGUUUCAUGGCCUCAAACAAGAGGUGGUUUUGUCAUGUGGACGAUGAUAACUAUGUCAACCCAGAAGCUCUGCUCUCGCUGCUGUCAGCCUUCCCCCAGGAAGGUGACAUCUACGUGGGCAAGCCGAGCCUGGACAAGCCCAUCACUGCUCAUGAACUGCUGGAGGGCAACGCAACGAGGGAGGUGCAGUUCUGGUUUGCAACAGGUGGAGCAGGCUUCUGCCUGAGUCGAAGACUGGCAGAGAAGAUGGCUCCGUGGGCCAGUGGCUCCCAGUUCAUGAGAACUUCAGCUAAGAUCCGUCUUCCUGAUGACUGCACUGUGGGCUUUAUUGUGGAAAAGCGACUGGGAAUCUCCAUGGUCCACUGUCCUUUAUUCCACUCGCACCUGGAAAACCUGCUGCUCAUCGGCCAGAGAAGCAUACCACAGCAGGUGACACUGAGCUAUGGGAUAUUCGAGAAUAAGAUGAACAGCAUCGAGGUAAAAGGGAGCUUCUCGAAGGAGGACGAUCCCUCCAGGUUUGUUUCUCGCAAUAUUCAUUCGUAAAUGAGGAGUACUAAGAAAUGUGUCCUUGCUGACAUUAUUGUGUUUAGUGUUCCACUGGCUCCUUUUGCACAUAAAUGACAUAACAUUAAAAAACAUAUGUCACUUUUAAAGACUAAUGGACCAAACUCUAAUUAUUGUAGGAUUUUUAUGCUAAUUGCGGCUUGGUUUUAAAGGCUUAUUGGAUACCAAAACCACUACACAACAGGUUAUAAUACUCACAUAGUCUAAAAUUAUCAUGAGUGCAACUGCGAUACUAGAUUAUGACCAAAAGCUGAGCAUAAAAAUCCAGG